Messenger RNA from Chaetomium globosum CBS 148.51, 3294 nucleotides. RefSeq lists its product as uncharacterized. Gene Ontology annotation, molecular function: nucleotidyltransferase activity. The transcript has 3 exons. The record is from RefSeq and is a predicted model, not a curated record. Gene Ontology annotation, biological process: RNA 3'-end processing. NCBI's taxonomy places the organism in Eukaryota, Fungi, Ascomycota, Sordariomycetes, Sordariales, Chaetomiaceae. Bases 1 to 3294 code for a protein of 1097 amino acids.
AUGGCGGCCAAGAAAUCGUCGGACGUGUCCGCCCGGCUCCCACCCUCGGCUACCCAAAGCGCGCCAUUCGCGGCCGCGCAGUCGAGCUCGGUACCAUCAACGCCUCACCAACAUCCCCGAAAAUUCUCGUUCGAAUCACGCGAGCACUCGCCCGGCGCGACGCAGAAUCAUUCCCCCCGCUCUGCCUACUCCGAGACAAACGGCAGCGUCCCUUCGCUUCGACCACUCCCCCCUAGGCUUGGAGGAUGCCGAUUCGAGACCGCGAUCCCCCACUCGCGACGCCGAAUGCCCUACAGCAUCGGGACGGACAGGCUUGAAAAUCUGAGCGCGGAUAAGGUGAAGAGCAAGCUCUCGGACGAGGAGGAGUCGAAACUUGAAAGCCACAUCCAGGAGUUGUUCAGCAGGCUAUUACCGACAGAUGCGAUUGAGAUGAACCGGCGAAAGCUGGUUGACAAGCUCGAGAAGCUCUUCAACGAUGAGUGGCCGGGCCACGAUAUCCGAGUGAACUUGUUUGGGUCGUCAGGAAACCUUCUAUGCUCCGAUGACUCUGACGAUGGGAUGGAAAAGGUCGUCUGUGUCUCGUCUGCCAAGGUGCCCAUCGUGAAGAUUUGGGACCCUGAACUAAGCCUGGCUUGCGACAUGAACGUCAACAACACAUUAGCUCUGGAAAACACUCGCAUGGUACGGACCUACGUUAGCAUUGACGACCGCGUGCGACCCCUGGCCAUUAUCAUCAAAUACUGGACGCGGAGGAGGAUCAUCAACGAUGCAGCUUUCGGCGGGACCCUGAGUUCUUACACCUGGAUUUGCAUGAUCAUUGCGUUUCUACAGCUCCGCGAGCCCCCAGUACUGCCCGCGCUCCACCAACGGCACAACCUGAAGCUACUCAAAGCGGAUGGCAAGCGCAGCGAGUUUGCUGACGACAUUUCAAAGCUCCGAGGUUUCGGCGCGAAGAACAAGGACAACCUAGCGACCCUCCUCUUCCAGUUCUUUCGGUUCUACGCCCACGAGUUUGACUACGACAAGCAUGCCCUGUCAAUACGAACGGGGAAAUUACUAACCAAGACGGAAAAGAAAUGGCAUAUUGGUUCGAACAACGCCCUUUGUAUCGAGGAACCGUUCAACACAAUACGCAACCUGGGGAAUACGGCCGACGACACGUCAUUUCGGGGCCUACACAUGGAGUUGCGGAGGGCUUUUGAUUUGAUUGCGGAAGGCAAAUUCGAACAGUGCUGCGAGGAGUACGUCUAUCCCAAAGAGGAGGAGAGGAUAUGGCAGAAGCCGGCGCCGGCGCCAAGGCCGAUCCUGGUGAGGAGUGCUUCGCAGCAGCAUGGUGGUGGCGGCCGCAGCCGCGGCGGGUUCCGCAGCAGCCGGCAAUUCCGGAAUAACAACGCGAAUCGAAGGGGGUCGUCUGGCGUUGGUUACGAGAACAACCAAACUUUCGCCCAAGGAACACUCCCUCCUACCUUGACUGCGCAGGAUCUCUUGUGGUACCAAGCGCAGAGCCCCCACAUCGCCGUGCCCCAGGAGCUCUUGACCACCUCGCUCAAUGCUUUAGCCGCGCACGAGUCGAUGCGGUUCCAGCUGUACACCCAGCUCAACCAACAACAGGUACUCGCCCAUGCUCAACGAAUCCAGAAUACCUCGGCGACGGAUCGCUCUCGUACCAACUCCUUCGACAACCCACCAUUAACAGCCCCCAUCCGACCCGAGCUUAUGUAUGGCUUCGGAUUCCCGAUCCAGCCCUCCCCGUAUUAUCACCAGGCAUUCACGACUUACCCUUCCUCGCCGGCAACAGUGGCUGCAACAACCAACGGGCAAUCUGAAUUCCGCCGGAGUCUCCAUCGUAACGCGGCGGCAACGGACGCGGCCACCUCCCCUGGCACUGGUACCCUUAGGUCGCAAUCCCAGCCAGCUUCGAGGACGCCAAUGACUGCGUCGCAGUCCAUGGCCGCAUACUCAACGUCUAGCCAAACGUAUAAUGGGGUUUCCUCGUCGCAGUUACGCCAAGUGAACGGCUUCGUCCCAGACGAGGCAGGUGAUUUGGGGUUCGACGAUGCGUCUGCAAAGGUUCUUUCGGACUCGCCGCCCCAGGACGACGACCCGCGUUACGUUGGGUACUAUGUGAAUGACCACUCGAGCCAGAACCGACAAGCAAAUGGAUUUCUCAGUAACGGCACGCCUAGCAACGGCAAGGCGUCGGGCGAACCUAGCCAGAGCAAUCAGGGGGGAGGAGGGCGCCGCAGGCUGUCGACUGAUCAACUGCCCCAGUCUGUCCUCGAUCGGAGGAUGAAACGGACAUCGCGGUCGCCUUCGCCCAUGGGGCAUGCCAGGAAUAUGUCGGUCGGAGUGAGUUCUGCACCGCUGCUCUCGACCCCCUUUCACCAAACCAACGGGAAGCUGCCAUCGAAGCCCCUGGUGGUCAAUGGAACGGCGCCUAAGCCAGCCUCAGCUGUUGGGCCUGUCCACCCUGCGGCAGUCCCUGAACCGCUGGCUACCAAUGGCAUCGGCCAUCAUGACAACGCCUUGCACAUCCAAGGUGUGAGUCCCAGCAGCACGUGGCCUGAGCCGCAUACCACUCCCUCGCCCAGCAGCGCCGAGCCCGUCGCAACGCCAGUGUCGCAGCGGCCGGUCAUUGUGAACGGCUCUUCGACUAAUCGCUCCCCUUCCACCAUGCCGAAUAUGAUGGACGCAUCAUUCCAGCAACGGCUCGCCAUGGGAUCCGGCGUUCAACUGCCUUAUUCAGCGGUCGCCGGGGAUCCCAACAACCUGGCGGGAUUUUCACGGAUCCACACUCGACAGCAGCUCGCGCCAUUGGACCUAGCUAUGGGAGACUUUGCGGUCCAUCAGGAGUUGCCGCAUCUCUCCCCUGUGUAUGAGCAUCGCACGCCGUCACCGACAGUGGCCCGGAGGUUCGAACCGUCGCCCAUCGCUCCGGCGCCAGGACUGCCCUCGAUGAAGGAAUAUUCCAAGUCCUCGCACAAGUCCUCAAACCAUAACAACAGGUCACCGAACGGCUCGUCGGCCCGCCAGCAGCAACAUCAACAAGACUUCACGACCCGGUCGCCCGCCCAUGACCACAGGAUCAACGGGCUUGCGAGAGAAAACGGGCAUGUCCGCGCCGCGAAGAGUCAGACCGAGUCCUUCAGCGGCUGGCAAAAGUCCAAAUCGCGCAAGAAGGGUGUCGCGGACCUCAAAAACGCAGCGACCAGCAGCAACGGUGGCGGGAAUGGCAGCGGCUUCUCCCACAGCGAGCCGCCGCCCAAAAACGACGCCGACCGCAAGGGUGGCUGA